Molecule: messenger RNA, 929 nt
Organism: Solea senegalensis (Senegalese sole)
Lineage: Eukaryota; Metazoa; Chordata; Actinopteri; Pleuronectiformes; Soleidae
Product: chymotrypsin B-like
Exons: 7
Coding region: 33-827 (264 amino acids)
Biological process (GO): proteolysis
Molecular function (GO): serine-type endopeptidase activity
Source: RefSeq, a predicted model, not a curated record
UUGUUGUCAUCAUCACUCUCACCUUCAUCACCAUGGCCUUCCUGUGGAUCGUCUCCUGCCUCGCCUUCAUCAGCGCCACCUAUGGCUGUGGAGUUCCUGCCAUCACCCCUCAGGUGACCGGCUACGCCCGCAUCGUUAACGGUGAGGAGGCGGUGCCUCACUCCUGGCCCUGGCAGGUGUCUCUGCAGCAAUCCAGCGGCUUCCACUUCUGUGGUGGUUCUCUGAUCAGUGAGAACUGGGUGGUGACUGCUGCUCACUGUAACGUGAGGACGUACCACCGCGUCGUUGCUGGAGAACACAACAAAGGCUAUGGUUCCAACGAGAAUGUUCAGGUGCUCAAACCAGCCAAGGUUAUCACUCAUCCCAGGUGGAACCCCAGCACCAUCAACAAUGACAUCGCCCUCAUUAAGCUGUCCACUCCCGCUCGCCUGGGCUCCAGCGUGUCUCCCGUCUGUCUCGCCGAGUCCUCCGAUGUCUUCGCCGCCGGCACCAACUGCGUGACCUCUGGUUGGGGUCUGAUGCGCUACAACGCUCCCAGCACUCCCAACAACCUCCAGCAGGCGGCGCUGCCUCUUCUGUCCAACGAUCAGUGUAAGAGACACUGGGGCAGCAACAUCUCUGACGUCAUGAUCUGUGCCGGAGGAGCCGGAGCCACAUCCUGCAUGGGCGACUCUGGCGGUCCCCUUGUGUGUGAGAAGGACAACGCCUGGACUCUGGUCGGUAUCGUGUCCUGGGGAAGCAGCCGCUGCUCCACCUCCACGCCCGCCGUCUACGCCCGCGUCACUGAGCUCCGCAGCUGGGUCGACCAGACUCUCGCCGCCAACUGAAGAUCCACCACUGACCUUCAGUCGACCUCUGACCUCUGACCUCUGAGUCCUGAAUCUGUGAACCGUCAGAUUGUGAACAACAAUAAAAACGUUUAAUCGUCA